AGGCCUCAUGCCCUGAUGGGCUGCCCUGCUGUUGUCUGCCUCCUGCAGUUACAGCUACAUGAUCGACAAUGUGAUCCUGCUCAUCACAGGCACUCUGCACCAGCGCUCCAUUGCUGAGCUCGUGCCCAAGUGCCACCCGCUAGGCAGCUUCGAGCAGAUGGAAGCCGUGAACAUUGCUCAGACACCUGCCGAGCUCUACAAUGCCAUUCUGGUGGACACGCCCCUGGCGGCUUUUUUCCAGGACUGCAUUUCAGAGCAAGACCUUGAUGAGAUGAACAUCGAGAUCAUCCGCAACACACUCUACAAGGCCUACCUGGAGUCCUUCUACAAGUUCUGUACCCUACUGGGCGGGACCACAGCUGAUGCCAUGUGCCCCAUCCUGGAGUUUGAAGCAGACCGCCGCGCCUUCAUCAUCACCAUCAACUCUUUCGGCACAGAGCUGUCCAAAGAGGACCGUGCCAAGCUUUUUCCGCACUGUGGGCGGCUCUACCCCGAGGGCCUGGCUCAGCUGGCUAGGGCUGAUGACUAUGAGCAGGUCAAGAACGUGGCCGAUUACUACCCGGAGUACAAGCUGCUCUUCGAGGGUGCGGGCAGCAAUCCUGGAGACAAGACCCUGGAGGACCGAUUCUUUGAGCAUGAGGUGAAACUGAACAAGUUGGCCUUCCUGAACCAGUUCCACUUUGGUGUCUUCUAUGCCUUUGUGAAGCUCAAGGAACAGGAAUGUCGCAAUAUUGUGUGGAUUGCUGAGUGCAUCGCCCAGCGCCACCGCGCCAAGAUUGACAACUACAUUCCUAUCUUCUAGCGUGCCGGUCCAAGGCUCCCGAGUGCACUGUGUGUCUGUGGUUUGUGAUGAAGCCCAUGGCUUAUCGGCCUGCCCUGGGGAGUAGCACACUGUCGUAGUGGCUGUCCAGCUUCCCUGACCCUAAGACUGCUCUUAGCCUGAAAAGGGGCUGGACACCUGUUCCCCCCCAUUAAGGAUGGACCAAGAACCCCUCCAGAGCAAGGAGGCCCCCUCAGCCCUAUGUUUACAGCCGCUGACAUGUCUGAGAAGCAUGUGAUCACUUUCAUGUCCCUCUCUAGCCUGAGAACCCCUGGAGGCAGUGUGAGCCUCCUUUUCCCUCUGUGGGUCACCCCAGAGCCAUGGCCCAUGGGAAGAAUAGUGUGUGUGUGUUCUUGGAGCAAGGGGGAAGUAGCUCUGCAGCCUCUUCCCUCAGCUCUGACUCUCUAAGACAAUAAAACUGUCCUCUCCAAGCCUA
Molecule: messenger RNA, 1256 nt
Organism: Carlito syrichta (Philippine tarsier)
Lineage: Eukaryota; Metazoa; Chordata; Mammalia; Primates; Tarsiidae
Gene: ATP6V0D1
Product: ATPase H+ transporting V0 subunit d1
Exons: 6
Coding region: 59-802 (247 amino acids)
Biological process (GO): vacuolar transport; vacuolar acidification; proton transmembrane transport
Cellular component (GO): vacuolar proton-transporting V-type ATPase complex; early endosome; proton-transporting V-type ATPase, V0 domain
Molecular function (GO): proton-transporting ATPase activity, rotational mechanism
Source: RefSeq, a predicted model, not a curated record